AUGAAUAAACCUCAGCAAAUAAAUGAUCCGAAAUAUAACCAGAGCAAAGCUUCUAAUAUGCAAACUCAAGUGGCAGCACGAACCAAUACACAGGGACAACCCAUUCAACAAAUUUCUAUUCAAGUUCCAGCGAACAUGACUUCGGUACAGUUGGAAGUUCCAAGCGCUAAUUCCGUGGCAAUGCAGGCUCAAGUCGCGGCACAGCGUGAAACUUUACAAGAAAUAUCACAAAUCACAUCCACACAACCACAGACUCAGAUCCUUUUCAAUGCAAAUCAACCAGCUGCGCCUUAUAUUUCAGCGCAGAUUCCUACGUCUGGACUUCAUGGAGUCGUCAACCCGACUAGCGACGUUGUACAAGUGAGGGUCUUUCCAGCAAGCAAUGGCGCAUCUGGCGGAGGAAGUGUUCCAUUUAACGUUACUGGUGAACCAAAGGGCGUUGUGUUGAAAGAAUAUGGACCGUCUAGGAUGGACACAGAUUGA
Messenger RNA from Funneliformis mosseae, 483 nucleotides. NCBI's taxonomy places the organism in Eukaryota, Fungi, Glomeromycota, Glomeromycetes, Glomerales, Glomeraceae. The record is from the annotation of a GenBank genome assembly.